Molecule: messenger RNA, 628 nt
Organism: Culex pipiens pallens (northern house mosquito)
Lineage: Eukaryota; Metazoa; Arthropoda; Insecta; Diptera; Culicidae
Gene: bcn92
Product: LYR motif-containing protein 4
Exons: 3
Coding region: 144-404 (86 amino acids)
Biological process (GO): iron-sulfur cluster assembly
Cellular component (GO): mitochondrion; L-cysteine desulfurase complex
Source: RefSeq, a predicted model, not a curated record
UUCUCUCGUAAUCACUCUUGUGCGGUUCGGUGUUGCUAUCGCGUGUUGAUGUAAUAAUCAAGUGUUACAACUUUGUGCAACAUUAUUCCACACCUGAAUAACUAACCCAACAAGCUUAUUCAUAGCUCCUCGGUGCACGGUUCAUGGCCAGCGGUAUUCACAAAAUGAAGGUCCUUUCGCUGUACAAACAAAUGCUGCGCGAAUCGGAGAAGUUCAGCUCGUACAACUACCGAAUGUACGCCCUUCGGCGGAUUCGGGACGCCUUCCGGGAGAACAAAAGCCUUACGGAUGCGACCAAAAUUGAGGGUCAGAUGGAGUACGCCCAGAAGAAUCUGGGCAUCAUCAAGCGUCAGGCACUCGUCGGGCAGCUAUUCCAAGCAGAUAAACUUGUUAUCGAAAAGUAAAGACUCUCAGCGUGAUGGAGGCAAAUAACUAUGUAUAAUCUAUGACCACCAGCCAUUAACAGAUACGUUGCGUUUAGCUUGUUCAAUAUCUUGAUGUUCAUCGUUCAAGAGCUCACAAAAAGGCUAGAUUUAUCAAACAUUUCCUUAGAAUGUAAAUAGGUACCGUUCGAAAGCUGCAUGGAGAGACGAAAUUGUUGCUUCAAUAAAUAAAUCUUUAGAGUGAA